Clarias gariepinus (North African catfish) is the source of this 1127-nucleotide messenger RNA. RefSeq names its product C-type lectin domain family 4 member M-like. The transcript is spliced from 5 exons. Bases 1 to 1086 code for a protein of 361 amino acids. NCBI's taxonomy places the organism in Eukaryota, Metazoa, Chordata, Actinopteri, Siluriformes, Clariidae. The record is from RefSeq and is a predicted model, not a curated record.
AUGAACGCGGACGAGACUCUGGCAGGAGGAGCCACUGCAUGGAGCAGGUGUUGUACAUUGACUGCAGUGUGUGAGCUGUUGUUUUGUGUUCUCCUGAUGGCUGCUGUCACACUGUUGUGGAUCAAAUUCAACAACGUAAUUACUGAAAAUAACCAGUUACAGACCAGUUAUGACAACCUGACUAUAGAGCGAGACCAGUUACAGACCAGUUACAACACCCUGACUAAAGUGGGAGAACAGCUACAGGCCAGUUACAACAACCUGACUAUAGAAAGAGACCAGUUACAGACCAGUUACAACAAUCUGACUAAAGUGGGAGAACAGCUACAGGCCAGUAACAACAACCUGACUAUAGAAAGAGAUCAGUUACAGACCAGUUACAACAACCUGACUAAAGUCGGAGACCAGCUGCAGGCCAGUAACAAGAACUUGACUAUAGAGAGAGACCAGUUACAGAAUAGGAACAAGAACCUGACUGUAAAGAUAGACCAGUUACAGACCAGUUAUGGGAACCUGACUAUAGAGAGAGACCAGUUACAGAUAAGUUACGACAACCUGACUAAAGUGGGAGACCAGCUACAGGCCAGUAACAAGAACUUGACUAUAGAGAGAGACCAGUUACAGACCAGUUACCACAACCUGAUUAUAGAAAGAGACCAGUUACAGAGGGGGAGAAAUGGAUACCUGGGGAAAUUUUGUGAUUUGGAGAAGUGUUUUAUCUUUAGCAGUUUUUAUUUCAUGUCUAAUGAGUACAAGAACUGGACUGAGAGCAGAGAGGACUGUAUAAAGAGAGGAGCAGACCUGGUGAUCAUAAACAGCAGAGAGGAACAGGAGUUCAUCAGUAAACAAAAGGUGAAUAAAAAAGUUCAGGCUUGGAUUGGUCUGAGUGACAGAGAGACAGAGGGAGAGUGGAAAUGGGUGGACAAUACAACACUGAACAUUACGUUCUGGGCUUCAAGAGAACCGAAUAAUUCAGGUGGUGAUGAGGACUGUGCUGAGAUUUAUAGUGGUGACACUGGGAACUUCUGGAAUGACAAGAAAUGCUCUGAGAAAAUAAACUGGAUCUGUGAGAAACAUCUUUCAUAGUGAAGUUUAUUAUUUUACAGUAAAAAGGCAUUUUUAUAUAA